UAGUUGAUCGUUAUAUAUAAAAAAUAUCACCCCAUGCAAAGGGCUAUUCAUAAAUCAAUUAAACCAAAAAUCAUCAAAUGGCCAUCAUACCACUACUUGCCAUUUUGCUACUAAUUCUCCUCUCCUUCAUAUUCCUCCUAUGGCGGCCUUCCAUAACUAGUCGUAUUAUUAGGAACAACUCGAAUGGCCGCUGCUAGGCAUGCUUCCCGGCCUCCUUUGGAACGUGUGGGCCGACGAUCUCCAUGGCUACAUCACUAGAACCCUCAAAGAAAACGGCGGCACGAUCGUGUUCAAAGGCCCGUGGUUCGCCGAGAUGGACUUCAUCGUCACCUGCGAUGCGAUCCCAUCAACGCCCACCACAUCUUCAGCAAGAGCCAUGUUCGAGGUCCUGGGAGACGGCAUCUAUCUUCAACGUGGACGGCGAGUCGUGGAAGUUCCAGCGCCAGAUGCUCCAUUCCAUCCUCAACAACGAGGAAUUGCAGAACCACAUGAUGACAACCCUCAAGCUGAAGAUGGAGAGCACCUUGUUCCGAAUUCUCGACGAUUAUUGUUCAUCCAGAACCGGAGCUGAGGUGGACAUGCAGGACGUGGCAAAGAUGUUCAUGUUCGACAACAUUUGCCUCUGGGUUUUAGGGUUUGAUCCAGGUUACCUCUGUGUGGAUGGGCGUUCAAAAAAUUUCUCUUGUGGGAAAGCAUUCGAGGAAAUCGAGGAGGGAAUCAUAUACCGACAUAUAGUGCCCAAAGGUGUCUGGGAGUUCCAGAAAAGGUUUGAGAUUGGUUCGGAGAAGAAGAUAAGUCUAAGUACGAAGGUGUUGGAUGAGUUCUUAUACAAUGCCGUCAAGAUCAAGAAACAAGAGAUGAUGCACAAAGACGAGCAAAGACAACAUCAUGACAUGCUAACACAAUGGUUGGUGGCUGACCAUCAAAGCCCAGACAAGUUUCUAAGAGACAUCGCGUUUACACUAAUUUCAGCUGGGAGGGACACCCUAUCUUCCACUCUGUCUUUGUUGCUCUGGUUGGUCGCGACCCACCCUGACGUUGAGGGAAAGAUUCUUGGGGAGAUCGAACGUGUAAUGGCAGUCAUGACUAGGACUGUUAGAGGGACUUCGAGGUUUCUGAUUUGCAAGGAUGAUUUAAAUGAGUUAGUGUACCUUCAUGCCGCAAUUUACGAGACAUUGAGGUUGUACCCACCAUUGCCAUUCGAGCACCGAUGCGCCACUGAAGCUGACGUGCUCCCUAGCGGCCACAAAGUUCAUAAGGGAAUGAGGAUGUUGUUCUCCAUGUACUCCAUGGGGAGGAUGGAAGAGACAUGGGGGAAAGAUUGCAUGGAUUUCAAGCCCGAAAGAUGGAUUUCAGAUGAAGGAAACAUAAUUCAUGUUCCGUCGCAAAAGUUCAUGACUUUUUUGACAGGACCGAGGACUUGUUUGGGGAAGGCGAUGUCUUUCAUGCUACUUAAGUUCAUGGUUAGUUCAAUUCUUUGGAACUACAAAUUUGAAAUGGUAGAGGGUCAUGUCGUGAAGCCAACACCAUCCAUGGUACUGUCAAUGAAAGAUGGCUUGAAGAUGAGAGUUUCCAAGAGAAAUUUAUAGUUUCUUGUGAACAAGAACAUGAUCUAGUGGUAACUACCAAUUGAACCUGAAUGUUUCGGAUUCAAAUCUCUCUAGUAGCAGAUAAUAAUGAAAAUAAAUCUAUAUCACCCUUAUAUAAAAAAAGAGAGAUGUCAAUUUUCUUUUUAAUCAAUAUUUAUGGUCUUUAUUAAAUAGAAAUGAGUACGUAUGGGUUGUGAGCUGCAUGGUUGUUACUAGUGUCGUAUUAAAUAAAAUGUGGGCUCCCAUCUGUCUCUUCCUCUCUUGCUUCGUUCCAAGGAGCAGAGUGUAAUAACUAAUAACCGAUGUUUUUGGAAAGUUUUAGCAUAAAG
Messenger RNA from Linum tenue, 1918 nucleotides. Lineage: Eukaryota; Viridiplantae; Streptophyta; Magnoliopsida; Malpighiales; Linaceae. The record is from the annotation of a GenBank genome assembly.